Molecule: messenger RNA, 654 nt
Organism: Didymosphaeria variabile
Lineage: Eukaryota; Fungi; Ascomycota; Dothideomycetes; Pleosporales; Didymosphaeriaceae
Exons: 2
Coding region: 1-654 (217 amino acids)
Source: RefSeq, a predicted model, not a curated record
AUGCUGUACUCCGCUCUUCUCGUCGCCACCGCGGCCUUCUCCGGCCUUGCCGCCGCUCAGAACUCCACCUCCGACUUGACAUUGCCCCCGGGCGUCGGCGCCUGCUGCACUGUCGCUGCCAACGAUGUCCCCGAGCGCACCAGGGCGACUUGGUGCAGCGCCACCGAGAACACUUGCCCGGAGAUCUGUGGUGGACAGGGUCAGAUCGCGAGCGGUGGUAACACCUGCGACGAGGACACUCUCCAGUACACUUGCAAGUGCCGCAACGGCACGGAGCCCACCAUGGCCGAGUAUGAGCAGUCCGUCCCCGGUCUCAUGUGCCGUUUCUGGUUCGACCAGUGCACCAAUGCCACCAUCGCCUCCAAUGGAGAGGGCAACCAGGCAGAGCAGUUUGCAUGCGACACGUACCGAAACCAACAGUGCGGCAACAAGACCACCGCGGAUGCCGAGACCACCAGUUCUACUACCUCUGGUAGCAGCGGUGCUUCCUCGACUGGCAGCUCUGACUCUGCCACCGAGUCUAGCUCUACCGCAACCUCCUCUGCCGCCAGCGGUUCUUCCAGCACCCCUGGCGCCGCCGUCCGCCUUGCUCAGGAGUUCGCUGCUCCUGUUCUCGCGGGUGGCAUGAUCGCCCUCUUCGGCAUUGCCUUGUAG